Messenger RNA from Klebsormidium nitens, 780 nucleotides. NCBI's taxonomy places the organism in Eukaryota, Viridiplantae, Streptophyta, Klebsormidiophyceae, Klebsormidiales, Klebsormidiaceae. The record is from the annotation of a GenBank genome assembly.
AUGUCGAAGCAAGCUUUGGAAGGUCACCAAGAGAGGAUGGGAUGCGAGCCUUACAAGCUUCCCAGCGAGCGCGCGCCUUCGAAAUAUCGCGAUUUGGAGUCGGAAGCUUCUCGUCUGCUGAAGCGCCAAAGCAACACCGCUGCGGUUUUGAAGUAUCGGCACACUCUUGAUGGAGAACGAGCUAUCUUCAGAACACGGCAUAUGGCAAAGUAUUGCAUCAUGGCUCGCAACGCAAUCCUCGCUCCACCCAUGCCAAAGGCACCAGCGUACGUGCGACCGCCCCUGUCGUGGCUCAUCGCGGAUGCCGAGCUUCUUCCGAGCAAAGCUUGGGAGAUGUUCGAUCGCGGCGAGAUCGUAUUACACCACAAGACUUGGUCAUUGCACUUCCACCCCGACAAGGUUGAGGAGGCGAGAGCAAAGACCCUUCAACAAUUCGUCGACCAUUUUGCAAGCUCCACGAUUGGCGGCUUAAACCGAGACGAGACGAUGGCUCGCUACUCUACGGAGCUCUUCGGCCCUCUGUACGACAGGCGCUUUAAACCCGGCUUCAUCGCCCAAAAGUCUGGCGGCAUGCCGUGGAGGGAAUGGAUGAAGGAAGAAUGCGCACUCAUCGAUGAGUACCGCAGAUAUCUACAAGACUUUGGAAGAUAUAAGAGGGAACUAGAGCGCGCGCAUCGAGAGCUAGAAGAGUCCCGGAGGAGAUGGAUCGAGGAAAACCUUGAGCGCAGGUUCAAGAACUCCAACGCGUACAAGCGAUACAUAGCGCAAGAUACGAACUAG